AUGAAAAAAAAAAAAAAAACAACGUCGUCUCGGGUCCGCCGAGGUUUCUUUCUUCCUCGCGAGAAGUGGCAAAGGCUCCCUGGAAACCUGUCGCGGGAGGGGGGGCGGGCGAAGGAAACGCAGGUGGCAAGCGCAGGUCUCGCGAGAAGUGGAGCCACGGGGGUCUUCCCGAGAGGGGCGGAGGCCCGGAGGCGCCGCACGUGUGGCUUCCCGCCCGAGCGCAGGGGCAGGCUGCCAUCCAGGUCGGUUUUGAAGUUGGAGUCGAAAACCGUGGAGAUGCGGAAGGAUAACCCGCCCUCGCUAGUGCCCCCGGCAGCCCGCGAGUGGAACCUGCCCCCUAACGCGCCCGCCUGUAUGGAACGGCAGUUGGAGGCUGCGCGGUACCGGGCUGACGGGGCGCUUCUGCUGGGGGCCUCUAGCCUGAGCGGCCGCUGCUGGGCCGGCUCCCUUUGGCUUUUCAAGGACCCGUGUGCCGCCCCUAACGAAGGCUUCUGCUCCGCCGGCGUUCAGACGGAGGCUGGAGUGGCUGACCUCACCUGGGUCGGGGACAAAGGUAUAUUGGUGGCUUCGGAUUCAGGUGCUGUUGAAUUGUGGGAGCUGGAUGAGAAUGAGACACUUAUUGUCAGCAAGUUCUGCAAGUAUGAGCAUGAUGACAUUGUGUCCUCCGUCAGUGUCCUGAGCUCUGGCACACAAGCUGUCAGUGGUAGCAAAGACUUCUGCAUCAAGAUUUGGGACCUCACUCAGCAGACGGUACUAAAUUCAUACCGAGCUCAUGCAGGGCAAGUCACCUGUGUUGCUGCCUCUCCCCACAAGGAUUCUGUGUUUCUUUCAUGCAGUGAGGACAAUAGAAUUUUACUCUGGGAUACUCGCUCUCCCAAGCCAGCAUCUCAGAUGGGUUGCAAUGCCUCUGGCUAUCUUCCUACCUCCCUAGCUUGGCACCCUCAGCAAAGUGAAGUCUUUGUCUUUGGUGAUGAGAAUGGGACUGUCUCCCUUGUGGACAGCAAGCAUGCAAGCUCUGCCCUCAGCUCAGCUGUACACUCCCAGUGUGUCACUCGGCUGGUGUUCUCCCCACACAGUGUUCCUUUCCUGGCCUCCCUCAGUGAAGACUGCUCACUUGCUGUGCUGGACUCCAGCCUGUCUGCGGUGUUUAGAAGCCGAGCCCACAGAGACUUCGUGAGAGAUGCUACUUGGUCCCCACUCAAUCACUCCCUUCUUACCACAGUGGGCUGGGACCAUCAAGUCAUCCACCAUCUUGUGCCCACAGAAUCUCUCCCAGCCACCGGAUCCGAGAAUGUUGCUGAGUAGAUUAGAUUUCAUACACACACAACAAGACAGCCACCUGUGAGCACCCACUCCUUUAACCUCCCUGUCAGUUUAUGAGAACACACAGGAGCCUGGGACAGGAUGUUGGCCCUAGAUCUCUGCAGUUCAUAGGUACUGUUUCUCAGCCUGCAGGAGGCUGGAUUCUAGGAUCCUCCUCACAGGGAGGAAAAGCUUCCUUGAAAAUGGAUAAGUACGUGUGUGUAAGUGCAUAUGUAAGUCUACAGUUUUUAGUGUGGGCAGAAGGAAUAAAGAAAUCCUCAUCUUCCCCACCCAGUGCUCUCUCCACCCCCAAAAAAUGUUGGUAGAGGAAUUUUAUGCUGUUCAUGUAGCUAGCCCUGUGGCAAACUGGCCACGUCAGGGCAGGUUAUGGGAUGUGUAGGCAUCCUUUGGCUCUUGCAAGCAGCUCUGUGCCAUUCAUAGAUGGGACAACUUUUAUUUUUUUAAUAAAACUUAAUACAGCAUUACAUGGAAAAUGCUUCCAUUCACAAAUAUCCAGUCUACCUACUUUGAGGAAGAGGAGGACACACCUACUAUUCAGCUAAAUCAGAAAUCAGUUCUCUGGCUGAAUGACUAGUUUGGAUGAUACAUGUAUAGUGUGUGAACAAUUCACUUGUCUCCCGCUCUUUGGCAACUUGUAUAUGAGAGAAGACUUUUUCUGUGCUAGAUUCAAUAGAGAAAAGUUCAGCGUUGAUGAGAUGAAGUUAGAAAACUGACACAGAAACCUGUCACAUUGUCUCUGAUAGCAGCCUGGGGCUUUACUUCCUGACCCUGGGACCCAUUAUGGGUAAUGGAAGUCUGAAUACUGUAUUUGGGCUCCUACGGGUUUAAAAUCCAACAUCAGGGAGAGAAAUAGAAACACUGGUUGCUGAAAUAAAGAGCAGGCACUGAUGGCC
Messenger RNA from Dipodomys spectabilis (banner-tailed kangaroo rat), 2216 nucleotides. RefSeq names its product WD repeat domain 77 (gene Wdr77). Gene Ontology annotation, molecular function: protein binding. Gene Ontology annotation, biological process: oocyte axis specification. The transcript is spliced from 10 exons. NCBI's taxonomy places the organism in Eukaryota, Metazoa, Chordata, Mammalia, Rodentia, Heteromyidae. Gene Ontology annotation, cellular component: methylosome. Bases 1 to 1305 code for a protein of 434 amino acids. The record is from RefSeq and is a predicted model, not a curated record.